Racocetra fulgida is the source of this 578-nucleotide messenger RNA. The record is from the annotation of a GenBank genome assembly. NCBI's taxonomy places the organism in Eukaryota, Fungi, Glomeromycota, Glomeromycetes, Diversisporales, Gigasporaceae.
AACAAUUAUGCGACUUUUAAUGAUUUUAUUGAUCAAAUUUUGACAGAAAGAAAAUGGACAUUAGCUUUCAAUUUGUGUCUUAAAGAACAUUUUAUUGAAUGUUUAAAAGAUUACAAUGAUCUAUUUUUAAUUGCGAAUGUGAAUGUUGAUAUCGAAAAGGCGAACAAACUCAGUAUAGGUAAAAUAAAUGAAAUUGUAUAUUUACUUGAACGACUACAAGAUGCCGAGGACAAAAUAACAUGGAACGCAGAUAUAGAAUGGGAUAAUAUGGAGCAAAUUACUAAUGGUAAACUUGAUAAGGGAAAAAUAGAUUUUAUUUGGAAUAUUGUUUAUAAAAUGAUUUCCGGAAAGACCUUUUUAUCUAUCGAGCAAGCAUCAGAAUAUUUUAACAAAUUUUCGAACGAAUAUGCAAAUUUUACUGAAACUGAAAAUGCUUUUUUUCUUGCACGGAUUAAGACCGCAAUCAUUUUAUGCACAAAACAUCAAAUGUAUACAAAACAAUAUAUAAAUGAUCUUAAUUGUUCAGUUUUUGACAAAUUAGCUCUUUUACGUCAAAAAUUUAAUAUUCAAGAGUUAAA